Molecule: messenger RNA, 3053 nt
Organism: Thrips palmi
Lineage: Eukaryota; Metazoa; Arthropoda; Insecta; Thysanoptera; Thripidae
Gene: RhoGEF4
Product: rho guanine nucleotide exchange factor 39
Exons: 12
Coding region: 286-2145 (619 amino acids)
Biological process (GO): intracellular signal transduction
Cellular component (GO): cytoplasm
Molecular function (GO): guanyl-nucleotide exchange factor activity
Source: RefSeq, a predicted model, not a curated record
UAUCGUGGAACGAUUUGUAUGGCAAAUCGAGUGCUAGCAGUGCGACCACACUCCGAAAAGCAAGCACUAAAGACGGUAAACUCAUUUGACUUGCUCACUUGUAUGAAAACAGAAAAGUCCAUUUGCUUCGAACCAUUUACUAGUUGGGAGCAGUUUUCAGAUUUGAAAUUUGAGGCGGUGGCGCUCUUGUUCAGGAAGCCGGUGGGAAAGAAACCGUUUAUUGUUGUACGUCUCAACUUGUUUUGCGAAGAAUAGGGGCUUAUUCCUGCUUGUGUUACAGCCAACAUGAACACUACGGGUUGUCAAACACCCCCUAGUCAGGGCCUACUUAGUGCUGAGUUACGCUCCCUUAUUAAUGAAAGAAACAUUCUCACAACGAAAACCAGAAUAAAAGUCUUAAGCGCCCUUGAUGAUGUAAGCCGAGAUGCUUAUCGACUGAAGCAAGAAGAGAAGGAGCGUCACCUGCGAGCCAAUGCAAUUCAAGAAAUUUUGACAUCUGAAGCGUCAUACCUUCAGCAACUGGAGACAAUCAUGAAGUUCUUCAUGGAACCCCUUAAAACUAAAGACUAUGUAUCACAAGCUGAAUGGAAUGCUCUGUUUGGUAACAUUGAAACUUUAUAUAAAGUUAAUGGAGCACUUUUAGAUGAACUAAAGGCAAAUCCAGAAAAUGUAGCAGCUGCAUUUUUGAAACUGGCACCGUACUUCAAACUGUACUCAGUUUAUGCUUAUGACUACAAGCAGAUUGUUACUAUUUUGCAGGAAAUGCACAGGAGUAAUCCUAGGUUAGCUGCAUUUAUUUUAUGUCAAGAAACCCGGCCUGAAGUAAGCAAUAAAUUGGCUGCCCUUUUGAUUGUUCCUAUUCAACGCAUCCCACGUUAUCGUCUGCUCUUACAAGAGGUGCUGAGCCAUACUACUCCAUUCCAACAAGAUUAUUACACUUUGCGAAGUGCUCUUCAAGAAGUAGAGGGGACUGCCAGACAUAUCAAUGGCCUUGUUCAAGAACAAGAAAACAUGGAAAAGAUGAUUCAGCUUCAGAAUAGUUUGCAUCAUAGGAGACCGGGCAUCAUUACUCCAGGCAGAAGAUUCAUUAGGGAAGGCAUUCUGAUGAAGGUAUCAUCAAACGGGCGCCGUCCCCUACCACGCUAUUUCAUUUUGUUCUCUGAUAUGCUCAUUUAUUGCAUAAUCAGAGCAGGGAAAACACCCUCUCAACCAGGUGCCCUGAAGUGUUGCUGCAUUCUUCCUCUGAAGAGAUGUGUUGUACAGCCAGUGCUAAGUCAGGGUGUCCUUCGACUCUCAUGCCAUGGAGAAACCUUGAUCUUAUUUUCAGCUUGUGUAGAGGACUCAAAAAAAUGGUUGGAAGCCCUCCAGCAGGCUCUUAAGCAGUACCAUGCUAACUUGCAAACACUACGGAAGGACAGCAGUGCAAGAAGGCCAAUGCGUCGCAAGGAUAUUCUGAAAGACACGUGUGAUAGUCCCAGUCAGUUGGUUGUUGCUACCAACAGGAAGAGGGCCAAUCCAGAUCACUGUGGGGAAAUAACUAGCCCUCAACCUACAAUGUUGUCCUCUACACAUGCUUCCCUGGCAACUCCUGAUACUCCAGACCAGAGAAAACAUGGCUGUUUUCCAGAUUGUCGCCCAAGUAAAAUGCGUUGUUUGUUGCCAAUUUUUCAGCAAACCCCUCCUGCCUCUACUCCGAAACCAACUAUAAGUUAUCCUCUCCGAAGCAGUCUCAGAAAUCACAACUCAGCCUCCCGCCGAGAAAAUCGACGUCGUGUUACAAUUGUUUCACCCCAAGGCACUGUCUCCGUACAAACUGAGAACGGUCCUCUGGAAUUCCAUGCGGCUAGGAGUGGUGAGCCGCCCCUGGCGUCAGGUCCUUCAUCCGAGACUGCAGCAAAUGAAGUUGACUCAAGUAAGGUCUUGGAAAGUAGGAAUGAUGAAGUCGAUGGUAACACAUGUGAGCGUAAUAACUCUGCAGCAGACGUAACUGACACACCCAAGGAAAGCAGCACAGCUGUGGUCCCUUGGUCACCAUUUGGUGGAAUCCAAAGCAUUGGAAAUAUAUUCUUAGGAAUUCAUAAGGCCUUGAGGAGGUCUUUGAGGCGCUCAUUGUUCCGGUUUACACCUGAGCUUCAACUUCAAUAGUUAAAAGCAUUGCUCAUUUUUGUACCUUUUAGUUGAUUUGUCAGUUUGAUCCUACAACUCAAUGUUAGGAGCAGUGGCUGCAAUGCACAUUGGAGGCACUGUCCCUAACAUUGAGUUUGCAUUGAAGCUUAGGUGUCAGUCUGUGAUAUUUGAAUGGGAUGCAUUGAUGAAUUAAUUCAGUAGUAUACCACUAUGUGUAUUUUACCCUGAGCUUAUUUCCUCACAUCCUUUUGUCGAUUUUAUAUGUGUAUCAUUGUUUCUAAUUUUUACAUAGUACUUUGUUGUUGCUUUUUCUGCAUGGCAGCUGUCUAUAAAUGAUGUCAUAAGUUUUUUUGUGCACGUGAUAUGAUAUGAUUUAUGGACAACUCCUUUAAGAUAAGUUUUUAACUCUUGGGUUUACUUGUACUGACACGGAAACACAGAAAGCUGUAGAUUUAACUUGACUGGGAAAAGUUAAGAAUUUUUGAUUUCCACUCCAUAGACAAUACAUCUUAAUCAAAAUUGUUUCCAUAAAAAAGGAAAGAUUUUUUAUUUGCUGUUAAUGUAGGCUAAUUUUCUCAUGAAAGAUUGAACUCUGUCCCUUGAAACGGGGUUCACCCACCUAAAAUGAAGAGCAAUGAAAGAGAAACUGUGGUCAGAAUUUUAAUUAAUGACAAAAUCAACACUAAAUUGUUGAUGUUCGAACUUGGCUACUUACUUGCCAUCCUCUUUGAAGUGGGAGCCGAUAAUUGCACCAUUUGCGUAGGGAAGGUACUUCUCAAUGUUAUCCUUGUCGAUUCCAGACCCUAUGAGGACUGGUAAAGUUGUGUGGCCUGCUACUCCUAAAUUAUGUCAAAGACAUCCACGAGAUUACAACAAAAUUGUACAUCGUGUUCUAAUUUUAUAAAAUUUUUAUUUAUUACCUUUCA